Messenger RNA from Saprolegnia parasitica CBS 223.65, 518 nucleotides. RefSeq lists its product as hypothetical. The annotation marks the transcript as partial. Lineage: Eukaryota; Oomycota; Saprolegniomycetes; Saprolegniales; Saprolegniaceae. The record is from RefSeq and is a predicted model, not a curated record. The transcript has 2 exons.
GCAUUCGUCGAAUCUCUAUCAGCCUGCAAGUCGGCUCGUCUGUGAGCGCGCUGUCGUUGCCGGUCGUCCUGAAGGCUAGCUACGCGGGCACGAUGAUCAUGUCGAAGCAGAUGGAGACACGAGAGGGGUAGUAGCGGCUUGAAGCCUAGCUCUCGCGUACUAUGACGCUGACGUUGUUGUCUGGCCGCCGAGGGGAAGAAAAUCAAGUCGCCGUUGAAAACCAACAGGACGCAACCACCCAGAUCACAAACACUGGGGUCUCCAUAGCUCUCGAUGGCCACUAACUAGUUGUAGACUCUACUAUAUCCAAGUACCUAUCCUAACGAUGGUGCCUCAGAGAGAAGAUCGAGCGGCCAUCGCGCGCCUGAGGCGCACUCCCAGAGUUUUACAGCGGAACGAUGUCAUCGAAUUCUGUCAUCCUCGGGACCGCUACGACUCAAAAUGCAAACUGAGCACCCACCAGUCGUUUUUCAAUCCUUCGUUAAAGCCAUACACGACAAUAUCCGUUUCUAGAGGUU